Lates calcarifer (barramundi perch) is the source of this 1431-nucleotide messenger RNA. Its product is annotated as dysbindin. The transcript has 4 exons. The coding region runs from base 247 to 846 and encodes 199 amino acids. The record is from RefSeq and is a predicted model, not a curated record. Gene Ontology annotation, biological process: negative regulation of protein kinase activity. Gene Ontology annotation, cellular component: cytoplasm. NCBI's taxonomy places the organism in Eukaryota, Metazoa, Chordata, Actinopteri, Centropomidae.
AACUUGUUCUCGCCUCAUCCAAGUGGCUCAGAGUCCUCUCACUGAAGGGGGAAGAGUGAAGCAGGGGAAAAGGAGAGCAGCGGGGCAGCAGUCAGCAUCCAUCACUUUGGGGGCAGUUUCGAGCGAGCAGAGGAGGUGGGAGAUGAACGGCAGUCUCUCUCCUGAACUCUCACAGGGCUAGGGCUAACUGGCCAUCAUCACACAGACACACACUCAUCUAUUAUAUUCCCACGAUUCUUCAGCAACAUGAGCUCCUCAUCAUCCAACCUGCACAACAAGCGCCUACCCUCCGAGACCGAGCGAGGCCAGAGGCUCCCGGAUGUGGAUGCAGCGCAGCAGCUCAAGCUGAGAGAGAGACAGCGUUUCUUCGAGGAGGUCUUCCAGCAUGAUGUGGACGUCUACCUGUCCUCGGCACACCUCUGUAUCAGAGACUACAAGAGACCCCCCAUUGGCAGCAUCUCGUCCAUGGAGGUGAAUGUGGAUUUGCUUGAUCAGAUGGAGCUGAUUGACAUUUCUGACCCGGAGGCUUUGGAUGUCUUCUUCAGCUCUGGAGGAGAAGAGGGUGUGCUGACCUCUCCUCUGCCAGUCCAAGGAAACAACAACAACGAGGAGGUCAUCAGUAACGGACUCUUUCGACACGUCCUUGAGGGUCUUGAUGCCAAGUCCCGCAUGUCCUCCACAUCUUCAAACUCAUCCGCUGACAGCCAGACCAUCAAUGCCAACGGGGGAGACACUCCUAUAGUUGGGUCGGAUGAUGAAGACACACACAUCAGCACAGUCAAGAGAAGAGCCGCACCUCCGGAGAUGGAGAAAGUGAAAACUCAGACUCCGUCGUCGUCUUCCUAGGAUGCACCCUCUCCACAGUAUAUUUCCACCUGCAGCACGGUAGCUGACACCUCGGAUGGGGCAAAGAAGAGUGGACUUUGUGAUGUGAGCUACUGAAAGAAGCCUCCUUAAAACUACAACUGUCUUCCACACACUGGCUCUUAUCACUGCUCUCAACCUUACCUUUGAUUUAUGAGUUGUAGAUUGGGUUCUGUGUGUGUUUUGGAAGUGGGGACCAUGGAUUGUAAAUAUGGAGAUUUCCUAUCAAUCACCUGUGUUUCCAUUCCUGUUUUUGGCAUGUUUGAAGGACAAGACUUGUUCCUCUGUUACUGAUCUCACAGGACUUGAUGAAUUUGUACUGUACAUUUUGUAUAGUAUUGACACAUCCAGGACUGUAAAGCAAUGACAGAAAUAAAAAGAUAAUAAUUGGAUGAAGUAUAGUUUCAGGUAAAUUUGGUAAAAGAAAGUUUCUGAAUAUUAAAUGUGAUGUUUUCUAAAGCUUCACAUUGUCCUGGCAAUGCAAGUUCUCUGUUUUCUAGUUCUAAUUUCAAAUGAAUCUCUAACAAAAUGUCUUUGUUUUAACAAUAAAGGAAGAAAGAAAACAUC